AUGAUAGCAGUGAGCGAGGGAUAUUUGGAUAACCCCAGACGCUCUCCCACAAUAGAGGAGCGACAGCUCGACUCCGUGGACCCCGUCGAGGUGUCAGUGCCGGCCCCAUCGCCGGCCCGUGUCGAUCCACCCCCAGAACCUCGUGAAUCCCUAUUGUUUUCAGGGGACCCUCACAAUCACACCACCACCCAAACAUCUAUCCCCCGUCACCCAAGUGACUCCAACGACUCCCAGCAGGAUUGGGUGUCCAUGGAUGUCGACAAAUUCGGCAAGUCGUUCUACACUUCCGAAACCGGGCCCUUGAACGACCAGAUCAAACUGCUUAAAACCAGAACCCUUUACGAGUAUCUCAACAGCUGCAAACACAACGAAAUCAUCGAGUAUCUGCGGUCCACCGAUGGCCUUGUCAACAACGACAUCCGCCGUGGCGCUUGGCCGGUGUUGCUUGGCCUCGUAGACUGGAACGAGCCUGGGGACACUGAUGCCCGUCUUGUGAGCCUGGUGGACGCUUCCAUGUUUCUUGAGGACCUUAGUAUCAAUGAUGUUCCGCUCCACAAAGACGAGGAGCAGGUCAAGUUGGACAUCAAGCGGUCGUUCACGAUCUUGAACCACAUCAAGUGCUCUUUUGCGUCGCUUCCCCAGACCGACUCCUACUCCGAUGAGCAGAUCAGCUAUCUCAAGAAGACCCUCCUCAACCUCGUGGUCAAGUUGUUGAGAAAGUACCCGCUGUUGCACUAUUACCAAGGGUUCCACGACAUCGCCAGUAUCAUCUUGGUGGUGUGCUACGACCCGACUCGAAACAAGGUCGAUGAGACCCGCAGUUUCAAGCUCUUGGAGGCUUUGACCUUAAACCAUUUGAGAGACUUCAUGAUCUCCGACAUCAACUUGUCGCUUGUGCACUUGAAGUUGAUUCCCACGGUGUUGGAAAUCGUGGAUCACCGGUUCUUCAAGUUGGUGAAACAAUUGAGUAAUAGCUAUGUAGCUUCAGAUGGAGCUUACUACGACUAUAGUCUCUACCAGGGCUUGUCAUGUAUCUUGACGUUGUUCAGCCAUGAUAUCAACGACUUGGGCCAGCUCUUGAUGCUUUGGGACUUUUCCUUGAGUUACCACUCGGUGCUCAUCAACAUCUACAUUUACGUUGCAGCUUUGAUGUUCAAGCGAGACGAAAUCUUCAAGGCUCUUCACAUCAAGGACUCCGACAACAACUUUGCCAACGUUGACAAGGAUUUGCUCCAUAAUCUUUUGUCUUCCAACAGUUUGUUCCGAGACCUUACAGACUCUGAUAUGGUGAAAAUUUUGAACAAAGCCAAACACUACUACGAGACUUACCCAAUUAUGAACCUCAGCAAUAGCACCUUCACGUAUGAGUUGUGGUUCAAACAGUAUAAUAAGAGCUCGGUUUUGCUAACGACUUCAGUUCCUUAUCGGUCCAGUCCUGACGGCUCUUUGGCCAAUGACCCCAAAGUUGUUCAACAGUACGUUGAGACCCAGGACAGAGAGAUGGCGAGACUUAUGGUGUAUAACUUGGAAACCGAGAGCAAGGUGUUUGAAGACCACCAAUUAGAGGAGCUGACGGACUUUGACACUUCGCUCAAUAAUUCGUUAUCAUCUUCAAUGUCAUCACUUCACUCAUCCACCGCCUCUUUGAACACCAAGAUCCUCAAGACUUCGUCGAUGUACUUCAAGAAGCUUUUAUUUUCAGACUCCAAUGAUGAUAGUGAAGGGCCUCCUAUCAAGAGAAACAAUGUCUUCAAGUUGACGACCCUUUAUAAGAUUAGUUUGACGGUGGGGUUCUUGGGGUUCUUGCUUCAUUUUCUUGUCACCCGACAGAGCCAUAACGUGAUCCUCAAAUACUUUGAUAUGAACUUGAACUCGUUCAAGCUUUCGAGUGUGGGCGGCUGGCUUAACCGGGUGGGACUAGGAAAUGUCCGAAACUCUCUUUAUGGGUACCUGGGGUGA
This is a messenger RNA of Yamadazyma tenuis ATCC 10573, 1959 nucleotides long. It is a transcript of the gene GYP8, whose product is annotated as Gyp8p. NCBI's taxonomy places the organism in Eukaryota, Fungi, Ascomycota, Pichiomycetes, Serinales, Debaryomycetaceae. Gene Ontology annotation, molecular function: GTPase activator activity. Gene Ontology annotation, cellular component: endoplasmic reticulum membrane. The record is from RefSeq and is a predicted model, not a curated record. Gene Ontology annotation, biological process: endoplasmic reticulum to Golgi vesicle-mediated transport; positive regulation of GTPase activity.